UGCUAACACGGCUACGUUUCUUUUCUCGCGUUUUGACCCAAUUGUUUUUCGUUGGUAACAUGGAUGUCAUUGUCUCUUGCGUUGUUUUUAUUAAGUUAUUACUUCAGUAGCUAACUCUCUUUUUUGCUAAAGUGGUCCGGGUGCUUGAUUUUUUAAAAAUGUUUUUAUUGGGAAAGCUAAUUGUUUAGUUAGCUGGCUAGCCAGGUGGGAUCCCGACAGCUAGCGGCGCUGGUUUGCUAACCAGCCGCAUAACGUACAACAAAGAAAGAAAUGGAUGUCAAGCUCUGCGAUGGUGCCGUGGCUAAACACGCAUCCGCCCUGUGUGCCUUUGAUCGUUGGUGUCACGGAAGAAGGUAACUAUGCCACGCAAGAAGGUAACCGAUGUCUCUGGGAAUGGUGGAGUGAAGAGGAAAAGAGCGAGUGGUAAAAAGAAAGACAGGGAGUUCAGCAGUGACGAUGAGUUUGAAGAUUAUGAGCAGGAAAGUAUAAAAAAAGCUGGGAAACAAACAACUAAGUCUGGACUCCAGCCUGUCACUGUUUCUGGGGAUGCAAAGGAAAAUAUUAAACUUGAGGUGCCUAAAGUCAAGGGUCAGCUGCUUAUUUUUGGAGCCACCAACUGGGACCUGAUUGGCCGAAAAGAAGUGCCAAAACAGCAAGCUGCCUAUAGGAACCUGGGCCAAAACCUGUGGGGUCCUCAUCGUUAUGGGUGUCUGAAUGACGUGCAGGUGAGCAGUGUGGUGUCUGGCUCCUGCGCUGCGCACAGCCUCCUUAUCACCACCGAAGGCAAACUGUGGAGCUGGGGUCGUAAUGAAAAGGGCCAGCUAGGCCAUGGAGACACAAAGCGCUUGGAUGCCCCAAAGCUAGUGGAGGCUUUGGGGGAGGAGGUGAUAGUGGCUGCUGCCUGUGGUCGCAACCACACCCUUGCGUUAACAGAAAACGGGGCUGUGUACUCAUUCGGAGAGAACAAACUUGGACAGCUUGGGCAGGGCAAUCAGACAGACGCCGUCCUCAGCCCAUCUACAAUCCUGUAUAAUGGACAGCCACUGGUUAAAGUGGCUUGUGGUGCCGAGUUUAGCAUGGUGGUGGACUGCAAAGGUAACGUCUACUCCUUUGGGUGUCCAGAGUAUGGCCAGCUAGGUCAUAACUCAGAUGGGAAGUUCAUAGCUCGUGCUCAACGCAUUGAGUUUGACUGUGAGCUUAUCCCUCGCCGUGUGGCCAUUUUCAUUGAGAAGACUAAAGAUGGCCAGGUGCUGCCUGUACCCAAUGUUGUGGCUCGAGAUGUCGUGUGUGGUGCCAAUCACACACUGGUACUAGACUCCCAGAAGCGGGUGUUCUCCUGGGGCUUUGGGGGCUAUGGCCGCCUGGGUCACACUGAACAGAAGGAUGAGAUGGUCCCUCGUUUGGUCAAGCUGUUUGAUUUCCCUGGUCGUGGAGCCACCCAGAUAUACUGUGGAUACCAAUGUUCCUUUGCUGUCAGUGAAAUGGGUGGUCUGUUUUUCUGGGGAGUGACAAAUACAUCUCGUGAGUCAACCAUGUACCCAAAAGCCGUACAGGACCUGUGUGGCUGGAAGAUCCGUAGUCUGGCCUGCGGGAAAAGCAGUAUUAUUAUUGCUGCUGAUGAGAGCACGAUUAGCUGGGGACCGUCGCCUACAUUUGGAGAGCUGGGAUAUGGGGACAACAAACCAAAGUCCUCCACCACAGCCCAGGAGGUCAAAACUCUGGAUGGAGUGUAUUCAGAACAGGUGGCGAUGGGCUAUUCACACUCGCUGGUUAUUGCCCGCCAGGAAACUGAGCAGGAGAAGGAGAGACUUAAGAAGUUGCCAGAGUAUAAUCCACGCACACUCUGAUGGGAUCCAACCCAUUUAUCAUGCUUAUGUUCUCCAGAGGCUUCUGGUUGUUGACCCAGAAUUCCUCUGCUCACUAGGUCACUGGUGUUAGUCACAAUUUGGUUGGGAUGGGAUAUUUUUUUAAGACAGCAGAUUAAAAACUUCAAGAUGAACUAUAAACCGAAAUUAAUUUGGACUGCAGUAUGAAAGGACCUUGCAAUAACCAGUCCACGUGAGCUGGAAAUCCUCCACAACGGCUCAUCUUGUGGCUUCAUGCACCUGUUUUAAUACCAGUAUCUGCAGCUAAGAGGGAAACCUUGUAUGGCUCUCUCCAAGCACUUAAACUCUGUUGGAUUUCUAUCCAUACUUCUACAUUCCUAAAGAAGGUUCAAAGUUUUGUUUGGUUAUUUUUGGGUUUUUUUUCCGUCUUGUUCAUUCCAUGAAGUCGGCUGGGAAGAACAGUUACCUGUCUGCUCUCUCCUAACAAUUGGUGCUAAAUUAUUUAGAUGCAGACUGUCUUUUGCUUGUUGAUAAACUAGCUGGUAUCACUGAAAAGACCAACACUCCAUACUUGUGCCUUUUUAAGUGAUGUAAUUUGGGAGAUGUAUGUCUUGUUGUCCCAAAGAUAUCUCCUCUCACUAUGUAAUCUGGGACCACAGUGGCGCGUUGUUUUCAGAGUAUGCAGGCGCUUUAGUGUUUUAUGUACUGUACCAUCUUUGUUCCCCUGUGCUUAAGCUUUCAUGUCCUCGCAUUUCUUAAUAGUUAUCUUGUACUUGUCAUUGCAAGAAAUUGUAAUUGUCCCACUGUAGGAUGUUCGUAAGCAACAAGCUUCACAUACUGUUCUACGAGAGAUAUUUUACAACUUUUGUGCAAUGCGCAAACCUUUUUUUUCUUAAAAUGUAUGUCCAGGAUUGGGAUGUGGGAUACUUUUUUUCAUGAACAUGUUAAAUAAAGGUUCAUUUAAGUUGGUUA
This is a messenger RNA of Electrophorus electricus (electric eel), 2798 nucleotides long. NCBI's taxonomy places the organism in Eukaryota, Metazoa, Chordata, Actinopteri, Gymnotiformes, Gymnotidae. The record is from RefSeq and is a predicted model, not a curated record.